AUGCGAUUCAUCGGGCAAGACAUAAAACUCAAAGUCGAUAAUAUCGAUCGGUUAUCGCUAUGCAAUAGUGAUAUCGAGAAGCUUCCACCUAAGCAUGGGCUGCUGUUUCCGAAUUCUAUCAGGGCGUUGAUUGUAGGACCGUCGGGGUGCGGGAAAACGAAUCUUAUUUUCACGUUAUUGGUUCACGAGAACGGGAUUAAAUUCGAAAAUGUAUACAUUUAUUCGAAAACACUACAUCAAGCCAAAUACAUCAUGCUAGAUAAGAUUUUAUCCGACGUUCCGGGUAUAAGUUUAUUCAAAUUCAACGACAACGAGACGGUGAUACCGCCCGAGAAAGCUCUACCGAAUUCAGUUUUCCUAUUCGACGACGUGAUAACAGAGAACCACAAUAUCAUUAGAUCGUACUUUUCGAGAUCCAGGCAUAAUUUAAUAGACGUGUGUUAUUUAGCCCAGUCGUAUUCGCGUGUUCCGAAACAAUUGAUUCGCGACAAUGCUAAUUUCAUAGUUUUAUUCAAGCAGGACGAAAUGAAUCUGAAACACGUUUACGACGAACAUUGCUCGGGUGAUAUCAAAUACAACGAGUUUAAAGAUUUUUGCAUGACUUGUUGGCGUGGCGGCAGAUUUGAAUUUAUUGUCAUCAGCAGUGAACAUGAGCGUGAUAACGGUCGCUAUAGACACGGAUUCGACACAUAUGUUAUUAUAUAA
Macrosiphum euphorbiae (potato aphid) is the source of this 705-nucleotide messenger RNA. NCBI's taxonomy places the organism in Eukaryota, Metazoa, Arthropoda, Insecta, Hemiptera, Aphididae. The record is from the annotation of a GenBank genome assembly.